Molecule: messenger RNA, 472 nt
Organism: Rhopalosiphum padi (bird cherry-oat aphid)
Lineage: Eukaryota; Metazoa; Arthropoda; Insecta; Hemiptera; Aphididae
Exons: 9
Coding region: 55-465 (136 amino acids)
Source: RefSeq, a predicted model, not a curated record
UUAAACUUUAUAUUCUACAUAGUACAUACUCUGUUUUACUUUUACUAAAUUAAAAUGAAAAUGGUUUCGGCUGAACGUAACUUAAUAACUUUAACAAUGGUUCUCUUUGCCAUUACUUCUUAUGCACAAGGCGACUUUUUAGAUGACUGUACACAAACAUUAACAUUUCUUGGAUAUACUGGAAAAUUUUCUGAUGAUACACGUUUGGAUAUAACGAAAGACUCGGUACAAGCUAAAUAUAACGCAAAUAAUCACGAUAUUAAAAACAAAUAUAAUGAGGAAACAAUGUAUGCAAUAGGGUUUUAUUAUUUAAUGGUUUUACCUACGGUACCUAAUGCUGCUAAUUGUAUUGAAGAAGUCUGCAGUACACUCAACGCUAUGAAUAUGAAAGAUGGAGAUGGAAGUGCAUUGGUCUAUGUUAAAAAAGCAGCACAACUACCUAAUGCUGCUAAAAAAUAUUUUUAGUUAGUCA